CACCCGUCUCCCGAAAGUUUGAACAAGGAAUCUAAAAGAUUAAGCAUGGAUCCCUUUGGUGACGACAUGAGCGAGCGCCAGAAGGCGCGACAGGAGUCGUACAAGGCCGGCAUUUCGGCGACGGACGCGCGGCGGCAGCGCGAGAAGACGACGAUUUCGAUCCGCAAGAAGAAGAAGAACGAGAAGCUCCGCAAGCGGCGGCAGGCAGGGCUUGCCGGCGAGGAGGCUGUUGUUGCCGAGGAGGCUGGGUUCACCACCGACCCCAGCGGCGAGCAGAGGAUCGACAAGCUCCCGCUGAUGAUGCAGCAGAUCACGUCGAACGACCCGAAGCUCAUGCUCGAGUCGUGCAUGCUCUUCCGCAAGCUGCUCUCGAUUGAGAUGAACCCGCCGAUUGACCUUGUCAUCGACAACGGCGCGGUCCCGAUCUUUGUGCAGUUCCUCGAGGCGUACGACCACCCGCAGCUGCAGUUUGAGGCCGCGUGGGCGCUGACAAACAUUGCCUCGGGCCAGUCGUACCAGACCCGGCAUGUCAUCACCAACCAGGCCGUCCCGCUCCUGGUCAAGCUCCUCUCCAAGGGCAACCCGGACGUGCGCGAGCAGGUGGUGUGGUGCCUGGGCAACAUUGCCGGCGACUCGACCCAGUGCCGCGACUACGUGCUCAGCUGCAACGUCAUGGAGCCGCUGCUGUACAACCUGACCGCGGCGUCGAAGCUGUCCAUGAUGCGCAACGCGACUUGGACGCUCUCGAACCUCUGCCGCGGCAAGCCGCAGCCGGACUGGUCGUACGUCUCGCCGGCGCUCCCGACGCUCGCCCGCCUCAUCUACUCGAACGACGACGAGGUCCUCACCGACGCUCUCUGGGCGCUCUCGUACCUCUCGGACGGCGCCGACGCCCGCAUCCAGCAGGUCAUCGACGCUGGCGUCUGCCGUCGCGUUGUCGAGCUCCUCUCGCACCACUCGCCGUCGGUCCAGGUCCCGGCUCUCCGCACCGUCGGCAACAUUGUGACCGGCAACGACGUGCAGACUCAGUGCGUUCUCAACUGCGCCGUCCUUCCGUGCCUCCUCUUCCUUCUCGGAUCGGCCAAGGAGAACAUCAAGAAGGAGGCGUGCUGGACCAUCUCCAACAUCACCGCAGGCAACAAGCACCAGAUCAAGGCCGUCAUCGACGCCAACCUCAUCGGCCCGCUCAUCGACAUCCUCAACACCUCAACGUUCUUCAAGACCAAGCGCGAGGCUGCCUGGGCCAUCUCCAACCUCACCUCCGGCGGCUCGCCCGAGCACAUUCGCUACAUCGUCUCGCGCGGCGCCAUCCCGCCGCUCUGCGACCUGCUCCUCGUCAACGACCCGGGCAUCAUCAUCGUCGCUCUUGAGGGCCUCGAGAAGAUCCUCAAGGUCGGCGAGCUCGACGCGAAGACCUUGGGCUUCAACGAGUACGCGGCCAUGGUCGACGAGGCCGGCGGUGUCGAGAAGCUCGACAAGAUCCAGUCCCACCAGAACCACGACGUGUACAAGAAGGCCGUCACCAUCAUCACCCGCUUCUUCUCCGGCGACUCGGACGACGAUCUCGACAACGCCCCGCAGGCCACCGACGGCCAUUACGCCUUCAACCAGGACAUGCCCAGCGGGCCUGCACCCAACGCGCUGCUUCCUGUGCCACCAGAGGUGAAGGCUCGGUGGGCUGAGCCAGGCGGCGGAUGCGAGGCCAGGCAGGCGGUCAUCCUCCCGCCACUGGCCUGGCCGCCGUCGGCGCUGGCUUCGUAUCCGGGCUCGGGCAACACGUGGUGCCGCGAGAUGCUGGAGAUGGCGUCUGGAGUGGUGACCUCGUCGAUCUACAAUGACACAGGGCUCAUCAGCGCCGGGAUGCACGGCGAGGGAGUGACCAUGGCCGACUACGCCCGGACGCUGCUGGUCAAGACCCAUCGCGGCGGCAUGGGCGACAUUGCCGCCGAUACCUGGCGCAAGGCCAUCAUCCUCGUCCGUAAUCCGCUCGAUGCCAUCGUCUCUAAGUUUCAUUACUUGACUUCGUUGUCGCAUGUCGACGAGGGCUCGCUCGAUGCCUGGAUCAAGUACAAGGCCCGCCUCCAGCCCGAGGCCUCGCUCUGGGCCGCUUUCUUCCGCUACUGGGCCGCGCCAAACCGUAAGUUCGCGCAUCUCGUCUUGGCCGACGCCCCGCUGGUGGUGCGGUACGAGGACAUGCGCGCUGAUCCCGGCUACUGGCUCAAGACCAUGCUCGACUACCUUGGUGUUCCGGUGCCAGAUCAUCGCAUAUCCUGCGCGGUAGCGACUUCGGCCCGCGGCCGCCUCAAGCGCUCGCACUCGUGGCUUCCGGUCUUUUCCGAGGCCGAGCGCAAGCAAGUCGAGUCGGCCGCCGCCCCGGCGUUGACCUCGCUCAACUACUGGCCACUGAUGCCGACCCAUUGCGGGUUUGGCCGCCACGGCGACGGCAUGAUCCGCCUCCCGCACCCGUACGCCGACAUUGAGUUUGCCGCAGUAAGCGGAGCCGCGUAUCCGCAGGCAAAUCAGCUGUUCUUCCGCCUUGUUCUCGUCUAUCCACUCCUUCCUGAUGCCACCCUCGACUCGGUUGUGCUCCACACCGCGCUGCUGGCACGGGCGUCGCCGAGCCUCGUCGACGCGCUGGUUCUUAUUCCGGCCGGCGCGCCUGCGCACGUGCUCGCAGCGCUCUCCGAGGCCGGCUUUGCCAUGCUGUCGCUGGCCAAGCAUGCCUCUGCCGACGAAGCCGGGCAGGCAUCGGCGGUACUGGGAGCGCUCCACGGCCUGCUGUUCUGCGAGCUCGACGUGGUGGUCUACGAUCCGGCCGCGCCGUGGUUCGCCGACUGGCUUGCGGCGCCUUUGCCCGGCUCGCUGGCGAGAAGCCUCGACUUUGGCACGGUCUUGCGCGACGCGCAGCCGGAUGCCAUUGUGCUCGGUGGAAGCAAGCAUGUCUUUGGCACAGGCCCGAUGUGGCUCAAGUCGUCGGACCCGACUCGGGCGAUGCUCAAGGCUGGCGUCUCUGAAGCGGCGCGCGACGAUACCGGACUGACCGGCGCCCGUCACGCGAUCAACCGGGUGCUAGAGGCAUGGCAGGUGAAGGAUUCCUUGUCCGAGCUCGGCACUGCGACAACUCGCGCCAUGGUACCGCUGAGAGUGCAGAAGGCGCGGGCAUGGGAAAUGUGCCGAGACGACGGGCUCGGCGAGGCGCGCUCGCUGGCACGGCGCGAAGAAGACGCCUCGCUCGCUCAGUGGCUGCUUAGCGCAGAGCUGGAUGCGAUAGCCGAAACGCGGGCGAGCUCGGGCCGCCUCGGGUGCGUGGUGUAG
Messenger RNA from Thecamonas trahens ATCC 50062, 3315 nucleotides. RefSeq lists its product as uncharacterized. Gene Ontology annotation, cellular component: nucleus. Lineage: Eukaryota; Apusomonadida; Apusomonadidae. Gene Ontology annotation, biological process: NLS-bearing protein import into nucleus. Gene Ontology annotation, molecular function: nuclear import signal receptor activity; protein binding; sulfotransferase activity. Bases 46 to 3315 code for a protein of 1089 amino acids. The transcript is spliced from 3 exons. The record is from RefSeq and is a predicted model, not a curated record.